Molecule: messenger RNA, 1576 nt
Organism: Lingula anatina
Lineage: Eukaryota; Metazoa; Brachiopoda; Lingulata; Lingulida; Lingulidae
Molecular function (GO): calcium ion binding
Source: RefSeq, a predicted model, not a curated record
UUCGUGUACGGAAGACUUUGCCGGGAGACACUGCGAAGAUGGGGUAAGUAUAUUUCAAAACUCCCUCAGCAUCAAAACGACCCCGGACGGUCCAGUGGAAUGGAAUCCUGCACUUGAAGACACGUCCUCCCAGGCCUUCAAAGAUAUGGCAAAUGAUAUAUGCGAAGCAGUGAGCAGGGCGUACCAGAGUGGUGAUCUACGAGAUACCUAUGACAGGUGUGAAGUUGUCAAAUUGUCCAAGGGCAGCAUAAAGGGCGACUAUAAAGUAUACUUCAAAACAAACGCUGGUGCUAUUGUAACGGCAGAUGCAGUGACAACAGCGUUCAACCAAACAAUUGCGAAAGAGUCUCUAAGUCAAAUACUGAAAGUCAGUGAAGAUGCCUUAGUUAUUUCUGAGAAACGUUUUGAAGCGUUCGACGUCUGUGCUAAUGGUAAUCACAGUUGCUCUCCUUACGCUGACUGCAAGCAUCAAGCGGCUUACGGAACGUACACCUGUGACUGCAGAGAGGGGUUUGAAGAUGACAGUGUUGAAAACAAGGGGCGUAUCUGCACAGAAAUAUGCCCAGACUGUAUGAACGGAGGAGUAUGUCAGAGAGUCAUAGGAAACCUAUCGUCGUGCAGGUGUAUAGAUGAUUUCACAGGCCCAUACUGCAAUGGGCCCCAAGCUCUGAAAGGAUGGCGUCUCGCUUCGGUUUCGGUCGGCGGUUCGGUAGGGGCUGUUCUUGUUCUAGUCGUUGCGGUGUUCGCCGGUCUCACUCACAAAACUAGACGCAGUCUUCACAAGUAUAAGGAGACCUUGCUUCACUCUAAAUCGGAGACAAACCUAGAGACCCCCGACGAGUCCCCGUCAAGCAGCCAGGAAAUGGAGAGAAAAACGUAUCCUAGCAACCACGGAGAACAGACCUAUCAGGAUAUAGCAGACGCACGUGAAGAUCCGGAAGCACGGCUGGCUGUAAUCCAGAGAGCGGUGGAUGCGGCACCAGAUAUAGACUGGGCCUUUGCCAAAAAGAUCAAGCCAAUAUCGAAGUAUGACGCUGUAGAGGAAAAGGAUGAAAGACCAACAUCCCAGCGCAGGAGUAAUUAUUACGAGAUGGAUGAACCACAUCAGGAGACAAGAUAUCGUGACAGUGGCAGGGAUCCCCAACAGAUGUUUUUCCACUCAGCGACCCAGUUCUGAACCCUGCAUGUACGAGUUAUAGACGAGAUGCGCAACGAUAGGGAUAGAAAAAGUGGUAUAUUUGCUUCUGAACUAUUAACGAGCACCUCAGCCAAAUUUAAACUGUUUUUAAAUUCUAAAUGCCUGCUAAUUUAUCACUGGGUCAAUGUACCAUGUACCUCAGAUGGACUAUUUAUAAAUGCGAACAUCCUGUAAUUUAACAUACGAAAAAUUCAAUUAAUCUUCACAGCUGGACUGAGAUUUUGAUAUAUAUCUCUAUUUUUGUAAUUUGUUUUUCAUUGUGUGAUAAGGAGUUAAAUUGACAUUUCCCAUGUAUUAAUAAAGUGUCAAUGCAUACAGUGUUGUUUUAGCAAUUAAUUCAUUUUAUGAUUUGUAUAAAAUUUGUAGUUUUAAAUAAAA